AUAAAAUAAAAAAUUUAAGUUUUUGUCAUCCAAAGUCCCUGAGUUUGUCCCUCCCAAAUCCCAAUCUGCGGGCCAAACACUCAUAACCAUUGUUUGUCGGCGCUGAACAAUAAUCUAUCUUUAAUCUCGCUUUAGAAGACAACGUUUUCAGAGGAUUUAAAAUGAAAAUUAAAUUUUCCAGUUUUUAACACUUCACUGCAAAUUUGGUUGGACCAAACCUUUCAACGGUUCAUGGUCCAGCUAUAAAUAUUUGAAUUUUUUCAUAUUAAACCCUACUAAAACACAUUAAAAGAUGAAGGUGAAAGUAAUUUCACGUUCCAUUGAUGAAUUCACUCGGGAACGAAGCCAAGAUCUCCAGAGGGUCUAUCAUAAUUACGACCCCACUCUUCGACCUCAAGAGAAGGCAGUGGAGUAUGUCAGAGCUCUUAAUGCAGCCAAAUUGGAGAAGAUUUUUGCACGGCCGUUUAUUGGAGCAAUGGAUGGUCAUAGAGAUGGAGUAUCGUGCAUGGCCAAGAACCCCAACUAUUUGAAAGGAUUGUUUUCUGGCUCUAUGGAUGGAGAUAUUCGUCUUUGGGAUAUAGCUAACAGAAAAACAGUUUGUCAGUAUCCUGGUCAUCAAGGUGCUGUACGUGGUUUGACAGUGUCAACAGAUGGCCGAAUUUUAGUAUCAUGCGGAACCGACUCCACUGUCAGGCUCUGGAGUGUUCCUGUUGCUACUCUUACAGAGUCAGAUGAUUCAUCUGAUAAUUCAGCGGAGCCUCUGGCCGUUUAUGUUUGGAAGAAUGCAUUCUGGGCUGUUGAUCACCAGUGGGAUGGAGAUCUCUUUGCCACAUCUGGCGCUCAAGUUGACAUAUGGAAUCACAAUAGGUCUCAGCCAGUCAACAGCUUUCAGUGGGGAACAGAAACAGUUAUAUCUGUUAGGUUUAAUCCUGGAGAACCAAAUGUUUUAGCAACAACAGCUAGUGAUCGCAGCAUAAUGUUAUAUGAUUUGCGCAUGUCUUCGCCGGCAAGGAAAAUGAUCAUGAGGACAAAAUGCAAUUCAAUCUCUUGGAAUCCCAUGGAGCCGAUGAACUUCACAGCUGCAAAUGAGGAUUGCAAUUGCUAUAGCUAUGAUGCUAGAAAGUUGGAUGAAGCAAAAUAUGUACACAUGGGUCAUGAAUCCGCUGUAAUGGAUAUUGACUACUCACCAACUGGUCGAGAAUUUGUUACUGGAUCUUAUGAUAGAACUAUUAGAAUAUUCCAGUAUAAUGGUGGUCGAAGCCGGGAAAUCUAUCAUACUAAGAGAAUGCAAAGGGUGUUCUGUGUGAAGUUCAGCUGUGAUGCCAGUUAUGUUAUAUCUGGAAGUGAUGAUACCAACCUUAGGCUUUGGAAGGCCAAAGCAUCAGAACAAUUGGGAGUUCUUCACCCAAGGGAAAGGAGAAAGCAUGAGUAUCAUGAGGCUAUCAAGAAUCGUUACAAGCACCUUCCUGAGAUCAAGCGUAUAGUCAGGCAUAGGCACCUGCCAAAACCAAUAUACAAGGCAGCUGCCCUAAGACGCACAAUGAUUGAAGCUGAGAGAAGAAAAGCAGAAAGAAGGAAAGCACACAGUGCCCCAGGAAGCAUCAUAAAUGAGCCAUUGCGUAAAAAGAGAAUCAUCAAAGAAGUUGAAUGAGUUCUGUGGAUCUUAUGCUGGCGUAAAUCAUCAAAGAAGUUGAACGAGUUCUAUGGAUUUUAUGCUGGUGCAUAAUCAUGUGUCAGGAAAUUUCUCACUGAUAUAAAUGUUGGUUCUGGGGGAUGGUUUGCUGAAUUUUGCGACUCCCCUGAAGUCAUUUUCCUAUGUACUACAGGUCAGGUGACACAACGGAGCGGGAGGUCCUUUCAUUUAACAGUUUUGAAUUUGACGGACCUAGUAAUUUUCAAUUUAUAUAAUUUAUUUUCCUGUAAUUCAGUGUUGAUUCUUAGUAAGGAAAAGAGAAAUUGAGUUAUUUGUGAUCA
Mangifera indica (mango) is the source of this 1974-nucleotide messenger RNA. Its product is annotated as DDB1- and CUL4-associated factor 13-like. Gene Ontology annotation, cellular component: nucleolus; small-subunit processome. Gene Ontology annotation, biological process: maturation of SSU-rRNA from tricistronic rRNA transcript (SSU-rRNA, 5.8S rRNA, LSU-rRNA). The transcript has 17 exons. The record is from RefSeq and is a predicted model, not a curated record. Gene Ontology annotation, molecular function: protein binding. NCBI's taxonomy places the organism in Eukaryota, Viridiplantae, Streptophyta, Magnoliopsida, Sapindales, Anacardiaceae. The coding region runs from base 293 to 1651 and encodes 452 amino acids.